CUCAAGUGUUUCCCUCUCCUGCCGACUCUAGGUAUAUCCCCACAAGCAUCUAGUUGAAGCAUCCAGUUGAAGCCGCAAGUAUACGUACUCCCUAGUUCAAUUUACCUUUACCAGAAUCUCCCUUAAAGAAAUCUCGGUACUACUUCCACAAUGAUAGAGCCAUCUGCCAAAGCGAAAGAGCUCUCACAAAUAUUCCUCGACAGCAAUCUAGGAGGGUUGGAUCACCGUAUUAAUCUUACUAAGUUUUGGGGAAUCACACCUGGAUCACGAGUUUUGGAAAUUGGCUGUGGUCAAGGUGACUGCACGACUGUUCUAGCAGACGCAGUUGGCCCGGACGGACAUGUAGACGCUGUAGAUCCAGGGGCGCCUGAUUAUGGUGCCCCCUACACACUUGCCCAAUGCCAGAGCAACCUCCUCGCCGGCCCCUUAGGUUCACGCAUAAACUUCCACAACACAGACCCAGUCGCCUUUCUGUCCACCCUUCCUUCUUCCGCCAAACCCUACGACUUUGUCGUUCUCGCUCACUGUAUCUGGUAUUUCGAGACUCCCGUCAUUCUCUCUGAAAUCAUCUCAGCCUUGGCUGGUCACACCACCCGUCUGUGUCUCGCAGAAUGGGGUCUCCGUGCUAACAGAGCCGAGACUUUGCCGCAUGUUGUUACUGCGUUAUUGCUAGCAAAUAUUGAGGCGAAGCGUUUGACGCCUAGCACGAGAAAUGUCAGAUCAGUCUUAAGCCCACAGCAGAUUGUGAACAAUGUGGUAGAGAAGGGGAGGUUCGCGUUGGUGGAAGAGACAAGGGGGAAGUCAGGAGAUACCUUACAAGAUGGGUAUUGGGAGGUGAGUGAUUUAUUAAGGAAUAGAGUGAAGUUUCUAGAUAGGAUGAAGAGGGAUGGGGUCAGUAACAAAGAGAUUGGGGCAUUGGUUGCUAUGUUUGAUAGUGUGCAGGCGGGUGUCGAUAUAAUUGGUGGAAAUGUAAAGGAUGUGAAGACUAUGGAUUGGUGGACUGGGGUUUUUGAGGGCAUUUGAUCAUGUUUUCGUGCUGAUUAGGGAGAUGGUGGAAGGUGCGGACGAAGAUAGGAAAGAGGAAAGCCAGCCAAGUUGUCCAAACUAUCCGAAUCAAAUAGAUCAUAUAAAUUAUAUUGAUCGUGGCCAGAGAGACGAAGGCUAAAGUGUUGGAAGUUUCAUGGCUCCGCUUGAAGCUAUACGGUGGCGACCUCAAGCAGUGGCAGUCUCACCAGAAGCACUAAACGUAAAGUAUUAUCUACUGACCUCUGUAACUAUUCGCCGAGCUCUAAACAAAACAGCUUAAGGCUCCAAAGUCUUCACUUCUAGCUAGCAAUAUCACUCUCGAUCAUUACAAUAUAUGGUACCGGGUACUAUACCAUAUGUUAGAGACCUCAAGUUCUCAAAGCAACUCACUCCCGAAAAUGGACAAUCAAUCGCGAUUGCCAUAUAUGGAGGUUCGAUUCAUCUGACCGCUUUAAAAUCUGCC
Molecule: messenger RNA, 1489 nt
Organism: Pseudogymnoascus verrucosus
Lineage: Eukaryota; Fungi; Ascomycota; Leotiomycetes; Thelebolales; Thelebolaceae
Exons: 2
Coding region: 151-1023 (290 amino acids)
Source: RefSeq, a predicted model, not a curated record